UGGUUUUGUCCGAAGAAUAAAAGAAGAAGAAGAGUAAUAAUCAAACCCGAAAAUUCGUAAGUGGGUACGAUUCAGAAUCCGAACGGAACGCAGAAGAUGAGUGGCGUUCCUCCCUCCACUGCCUUGGCUUACCUCGAUCCUCAGUACUGGAACGAUCGUUUUUCUAACGAGGAACAUUACGAGUGGUUCAAAGACUACUCUCAUUUUCGCCACCUCUUUCAAGCUCAUCUUAAACCCAAUUCUACUGUAUUGGAGCUUGGUUGUGGGAACUCACAGUUGUGUGAAGAGUUAUACAAAGAUGGGAUUACGGAGACAACAUGCAUCGAUCUAUCAGCUGUUGCAGUGGAGAAGAUGCAGAGGCGAUUAGCAUUGAAGGGAUAUAAAGAAAUAAAGGUUCUACAAGCUGACAUGCUAGACAUGCCUUUUAGCGAUGGGUGUUUUGAUGUGAUCAUUGAGAAAGGAACCAUGGAUGUAUUGUUCGUGGAUAGUAGAGACCCAUGGAAUCCGCCACCAGCAACAGUUACCAAGGUCAUGGCAACGCUCAAAGGUGUUCAUAGGGUUUUGAAACCAGAUGGGAUUUUUAUCUCAAUUUCUUUCGGCCAGCCACAUUUCAGGCGACCUUUGUUUGAUGCUCCAGAGUUUACCUGGUCUGUUGAGUGGAGUACUUUUGGUGAUGGAUUUCACUAUUUUUUCUAUGUCUUGAAGAAGGGAAAGAGAUCAUUGGAUGGAAAAGGAUCUGGUGAGAGCUUCGAGAUGCCAUCAAUUUGUCUACUCCAAGAAGAGUUGGAAAGUGAAGAUUAUAUAUUUCGGACCAACAUUGAUGAGAUGAAUAAUUAGAAUUUAUUUGUCAAUUUCACUAAUGUAAUCUUGAUUCUUGAUUUGCCUGUACUCCAAGCAUAGUUGAUAGUUCAGUUACGAUUAUUUAACAUUCCAAUCUGAAUUUCUGACUGAUAUUGAUAUGAAUGCAAGGGAUGAAUUUGUCAAUA
Juglans regia (Persian walnut) is the source of this 986-nucleotide messenger RNA. Its product is annotated as EEF1A lysine methyltransferase 4-like. The coding region runs from base 97 to 837 and encodes 246 amino acids. The transcript is spliced from 7 exons. The record is from RefSeq and is a predicted model, not a curated record. NCBI's taxonomy places the organism in Eukaryota, Viridiplantae, Streptophyta, Magnoliopsida, Fagales, Juglandaceae.